Jatropha curcas is the source of this 2112-nucleotide messenger RNA. RefSeq names its product Endomembrane protein 70 protein family. The record is from RefSeq and is a predicted model, not a curated record. Gene Ontology annotation, biological process: protein localization to membrane. Lineage: Eukaryota; Viridiplantae; Streptophyta; Magnoliopsida; Malpighiales; Euphorbiaceae. Gene Ontology annotation, cellular component: membrane.
CGUACUCCAAAUUGUGUGCGACGCCAGUCUAGUUUCAGACCAGAAAAAUGGGAACGGCUUCGAACUGCAAUCCUGAGAGUUUAGCCCCCUCCGAACCUCCAAACUCUUUCACUGACCUUAUUAAUCUUUAACUUCUCUGUGAUUGAAUUCAAAAGAAUUCUCUCCAAAAAUUAACCAGAAAUGAGUGUUUUCCUGUUUCUUCUCUUUACAACUCAGUUCUUCUCUCUCCGAUCGGCUACCUCGUCGCCGACAGAUCACCGGUACAAUGUGAGAGACAACGUCCCUCUUUUCGUGAACAAAAUCGGUCCCUUGCACAAUCCCAGUGAGACUUAUCAAUAUUAUGAUUUGCCAUUCUGUCGUCCAGAUAAUGUAAUCUCGAAGAAAGAAACGCUUGGUGAAGUGUUAAAUGGCGAUCGUUUGAGUAGUUCUUUGUAUGACUUGAAAUUCAGAGAGGAUAAAACUGGAGUUACCCUUUGUAAGAAAAAGCUUGAAAAGGAUGAACUUUUGCGUUUUAGAGAUGCCAUUAUCAAUGAUUUCUACUUCCAAAUGUACUAUGAUGAUCUCCCAUUAUGGGGCUUUAUUGGGAAAUUUGAAGAACAGAGUUGGAUUCUUGGUGAGAAGAAGCUUAAGUACUAUCUAUUUAAACAUGUGCACUUUGAUGUUCUUUAUAAUGGCAAUCGAGUUAUUGAAGUAAGUGCCUUUAGUGAUCCAAAUCAUGCUGUGGAUAUAACUGAAGAUAUUGAUAUAGAUGUUGAGUUCACUUAUUCGGUUCUCUGGAAUGCAACCUCAGCUCCAUUUGAGAUCAGGAUGAACAAAUAUUCAAGAGCUUCAUUACUUCCAAUACACCAGAAAAUUCAUUGGUUCUCAUUUCUAAAUUCGGUUGUCAUCAUUCUGCUCUUAAUGGGACUGCUUACAGGGCUUUUUAUGCGGCAUCUCAAGAAUGAUUUGAGAAAGUGUUCAAGUGGAGAUGAAGAAGAAGAUAAAGAGGUUGGAUGGAAAUACAUUCAUGGUGAUGUUUUCAGAUAUCCCCAAAACAUGCCCUUGUUAUGUGCUAUCUUGGGCACAGGUACUCAACUGCUGACAAUGGUUUGCUUUUUAUUUGCUUUGGCAUCUGUUGGCAUACUCUACCCUUACAACCGUGGAGCUUUAUGCACUUCUUUUGUCUUGCUUUAUACUCUUACAUCUGUGGUUGGGGGGUAUAAUGCUGCUUCUUUCCACAAUAAGUUUGCUGAAACUGGAUGGAAACGGAGUGUUAUUCUGACCGGGAUUUUAUAUCUGGGUCCAUUGUUUGUGAUCCUGUCCAUUUUGAAUAUCAUUGCCGUAUCCUAUGGGGCCACAGCUGCACUUCCAUUUGGAACCAUUAUGGUGAUUCUUCUCAUACUCAUAGUUUUAGCUGUUCCAUUGCUUGCCUUUGGAGGGGUGAUUGGGUACUGUUUCAGGUCUGAGUUUCAAGCACCUUCUGCUACGAAAAGGUACCCAAGGGAGAUUCCAUCAUUGGGAUGGUACAGGAAAAUACCUUCCCAGAUGUUUCUCGCUGGCCUUUUAUCUUGUAGUGCAGUUGUCCUCGAGUUACACCAUCUAUAUGCAAGCUUGUGGGGCUAUAAGAUAUGCACUCUUCCCAGCAUAUUGUUUGUUACAUUCAUCAUCCUUAUGUUACUUACUGCAAUUUUGAGCAUUGGGAUGACAUACAUUCAGCUAUCUGCAGAAGACCAUCAAUGGUGGUGGAGGUCUGUGUUGUGCGGGGGCUCACCGGCCAUUUUCAUGUUCGGUUAUUGCGUUUUCUUCUUUGCCAGAUCAAAUAUGAAUGGCUUCAUGCAACUAUCUUUCUUCAUCGGGUAUAAUGCAUGUAUGUGCUAUGCAUUUUUCUUGAUACUUGGCACGGUCAGUUUUCGUGCUUCCUUCAUGUUUGUUUCCCAGAUUUACCACGCAGUAAAGAAUGAAUAGACAUGCUUUUUCUUUUUUACAUUUGUAAUGGACCAUCCUUCUUCUUUCCUUGCUUAAGAAGGUAGGGAGGCUAGAAAGAAAGACAGAGAGGAGGGAAAUUUAGUCAUUGCUGUUGUAACAUCUAUAAAUUAAUAUGAUUGACAAAUUUCACAAUUUUUUUUUUUAUUU